GGACGGUACGCUUCUUCAACAACUGCAGCCACCUCGGAAGCUCGCCAGACAACAAAGUCGGAACAUUCAAGAUCUUUAGACAAUUUCGUGGUUUAUUUGCCACUAUGUUUUACACGUACUUUUGUGGAAACAACUAGCUACCCCAUUUAAUUUCAUAUUGACGUUGUUGUCAGUCGGUUGGUUUAGUUAGCACUAGUUUAGCUAACAUCCCCGACCAUGAGUUUACUAAAAUACUCUCUUCUUGCUGAAGAAGAGGUCUGCUGGACGGAGAAAGAUGCUCCCGUGAAAGAGGAGGAGGAAGAUGAGGCUGUUACAAUACAAAAACAAGUCGAGGGCGAGGCUGUUACGGUGAAAGAAGAGGAAGGCGCGUUCAAAGUGAAAGAGGAGGAAGACGAGGAGGUUACUGUCACAGUGAAAGAAGAGGAUUACGAUUUUGGAGUGGAGGAGGAAAAUAAGGAGAUUACUGUCACAUUGGAGGAGGAAGAAGCAGAAGAAGAGAAGACUGGAGAUCUGAUUAAGUCCAGAGAGAAACCAGACUCUCACUCUGACAGCGGGAAGAGUCAUUCAGAGAAUCCAGACCCAGAGAUUCCCAAACCAGCGACACGACUCAACUGCUCCCAGUGUGGAAAGAGUUUUAAGUGGUUAUGUAAGCUCAAAGAGCAUGAGAGAACACACACAGGAGAAAAGCUCUUCCAAUGCACCCAUUGUGAAAAGAGAUUUAACCAGUCAUCACAUCUGAAAGAGCAUGAGAGAAUACACACAGGAGAGAAGCCUUUCCAAUGCUCCCAGUGUGGAACGAAAUGUACACGGUUAAAGCACCUGAAAGAGCAUGAGAGGAUACACACAGGAGAGAAGCCUUUCCAAUGCUCCCAGUGUGGAAAGGGUUUUACACGGUUAGGAAACCUGAAAGAACAUGAAAUAAUACACACAGGAGAGAGGCCUUACCAUUGCUCCCAAUGUGGAAAGAGUUUUACCCGAGUAGGGAACCUGAACAAACAUAAGAGAAUACACUCUGGAGAGAAGCCUUACCCCUGUUCCCAUUGUGGAAAUCAUUUUAGAUGGUUAGGAGACCUGAAGGAGCACGAGAAGACACACACAGGGGAGAAACCUUACCAUUGCUCCUUGUGCGGAAAGGAUUUUACCAAGUUAGGGAACCUAAAAGAGCAUAAGAAGAAACACACAGGAGAAAAGCCAUACCCAUGCUCCCUGUGUGGAAAGACUUUUACCCAGUUAGGGAGCCUGAAAUAUCACGAGGGGACACACACAGAAAAAAAGACCUACCACUGCUCUCGGUGUCAAAAGACAUUUACCCGAUUAGGGAACCUGAAAAAGCAUGAGAGAAUACACACACUCAGGUGAGGAUAAGACCGUCCACUGCUCCCAGUGUGGACAGAGUUUAGGUCAGUUAGGGAACCUUAAAGAGCAGGAAAACACAUACAGCGGAGAACCAUUACCACUGCUCUAAUUACGGAAAGACAUUUUCCCAGUCUGAGGACCUGAAAUCACAUGACAGAAUAGAGGCUGUGUUCUGAAAUGUGUUUUGUUUAGAUGAAAUCAUAUAUCAGCUUUCCCAGGACGGCCGUGCACCAGAAAUACCUGUAGAGACGCGAAAGAGAGAGCGAGAAAGAGAGAGAAAGAGAGAGAAAGAGAGAGAGAGAAAGAGAGAGAGAGAGAGAGAGAAAGAGAGAGAAAAAGAGAGA
Oncorhynchus kisutch (coho salmon) is the source of this 1700-nucleotide messenger RNA. Its product is annotated as zinc finger protein 239-like. NCBI's taxonomy places the organism in Eukaryota, Metazoa, Chordata, Actinopteri, Salmoniformes, Salmonidae. The record is from RefSeq and is a predicted model, not a curated record. Gene Ontology annotation, cellular component: nucleus. Gene Ontology annotation, biological process: regulation of gene expression. Bases 217 to 1359 code for a protein of 380 amino acids. The transcript is spliced from 2 exons.